AGAGGAAGACAAGACGUGGGGAGAAGAGGCACGCCCUGCGAGACUUAGGAAGCUGCUCUGAGCCAUCUUCAGGCUCUUGGGGAACGUGUUUUUGCAGCCAGACUCUCAGCAGGCUGGAACCACCAGGGAGACGGGAGCUUGUUUUCUGCAUUUUGAUAACCCUACAGGCAUCCUUACCCUAUUCGCUGUGCCCAAAAUGCUGUGCCUUUUGGUGUAAAGCGUCGCAGUUCCGGUGGUGAGGACACCUUUCCAAAUAUAAGAAGAGUAAAGAAGUCACCUCCCCAGCUGUCAUCAUCUUCCAACAGAUUGAGCAAGACUAUUCUGAGCACUACAGAAAAGACAGCCCAUCAAGCUCCUGAUGAUGAUCAGCCAUGUGUCUUUUUCGAGGAAAGGAAUAGGGUGAAUGAAUCUCAACAGAAAACCAGUAUGAAUGCUGGCCCAUCUUGGACUAAAGUGCGUUUGAAGACUUCUUCAGGAGGAAGGCAGAAUAAAUCCCAACUACCCCAGCAUUCUCCCCAGCUGAGGAGCAGCUUUGUCAGUGUCUCCCGACCCCCCGCAGAUCGAGAAAGCAUUUCCUUGGAAGGAGCACCUGAGAGGGAUCCACUGGGUCCCAGGUGUCAGGGGUCCUCCGGCCACAGACUGUUUCUCGACUUCCAGUCAAUGAAAAUUAUUAAAGACAGUGCCGAUGAGGACAGUGCAAGCGAUCUCUCUGAUUCAGAAAGAAUUCCCAUUCCUCCUUCUCCUCUCUCUCCUCCAGAUCUUAAUCUGCGAGCUGAAGAAAUUGACCCUGUUUGCUUUGAUCUUCACCCCACUCAAGGCUACCCUAAGCCUGAAUACUGUUACCCUGACUUCCUCCCCCCGCCUUUUAGCUCCUGGGACCUACGGGACAUGGCCCUGCUUCUGAACACAGAGCCCAAGACCACAGCCAUCCCCCGUGUAGGAGGGCUUCUCGGGAAGUACAUCGACAGACUUCUGCAGCUCGAGUGGCUGCAGAUUCAGACCACACAGUGUGAAAAAGGAAAGGGGCCCAAAGCAAGGCUUCCCGCUGCUCCUGGGGCUCCAGGGGCGCUGAAGAGCCCCGGGAGAAGUAAGCUCCUUGCCAGUGCUCUGUCCAAGCCACUACCUCACCAGGAAGGGGCUUCCAAGUCAGGCCCUUCGCGAAGGAAAGAUGUUCACCGCGAAGAAAUCCAUCCAUCAUAUUAUGCAUUUGAGGCUGUCCCCAAGCCCAUUGAUGUUCUGGGUAGUAGCAGGUUAUGUCCCCAGAAGCAAACCCUCGACCUGAGGACUGUGGAGAAGAAAAAGAAAGCAGCUAAGAGUGCCAAGCUGCCACGCCGGGAGCUCUCCUGCAGUGACAACCUGAAGAUGGAAGCCAGUGGGAACAUUCGCAUUCCCAAACCAUCAGCAGUGGUCCUGGACCCCACAGACCCCUGCAAGACCUCCAGAACACAAGCACAUGCAACUCUUAAGAAAAAGGGAAAUGCCAAUGGCUGUCAUGCCGCGGUAUCCAGUGAGAAAAAGCUCAAAGCAAAUGGAGCCAAGCAAAACGGUUACAAAUCAAAAUGACAUCUGAAAGGGUGAAUUGCAUAGACCCCAGGAUAUUAGAGCUCUUCCAAAAAUUGCAAUACUGUGAAUUUUAAGAAAAUGUAUGAUUACUGGUGUUUAAGUAGUUGCUUGACUCUUUAGCCUACUGUCCUCCGGGGCAGGGUUCUUUCCAGAGAGGUAUCUCUCAAUAAACCCUCCUUUGUAUUGCCAGUUUUAAGCAAAUGAGUGCCCUUUAGGUAAACAGUAACUCCAGUAUAUGCCGUGUACAGCCAUAAAGCAGCAGCUCUCCGGAGAAGAGCCCAGGAAGCUUCUGAAAUAGCAGCUUGCACCUGUGUGUGUAAAAUAGUGCAUCCUGCUUAAAAUGGUGUAGAAUACAAAAUAUUUGGAAGAAGGCCCUUCUCUCCACUGCCUCUUGCUUUUGCAUAAACCAGAAUGUCUGUUCCUUUUACCUCGAGGAGAAGCUGCAGUCCUCGCUAACUUGAGAAAUAACGUGAGCUUCUAUCUGGAGCAGUCAUUCAUCACUCAGCUACUUGCUCUCUACAAACAAGGCACCUAGUACUUGAAUGCAUUGUUUUCUCACUUUUUAAAAGGGUGUUUAAAUUCAGAAGCAGUGGUGAAGCCCACUUCUGAGUUCUCUAACCUGAGGUUGAGAACUAAAAUAAUUUGCAGACUUUUCCAGCUAGAAGGUUAGAAGGUUUAAUUAAGCACGGUUGUGUUGUUUUGUGGUGGUGGAAGUGAAAUAUUUGGUAUCUAGAACUUCUGGCAUCUAGAGGUGCCAUAGGAACAAUACCUUUCAGAGUUUGUAAAGAAAGGGCCUCUCACAGGGUAAAAACUGCAGGGAACCACUUGGAAUGAAACGGUUACUAAGUUGCUGGUUUAGAACCCAGAUCUGUUGGCUUAGUUGAAGAUACUACCAUGUGUUCAUUUGGAAGAGCAGGAUGCUAUAAUUUUUCUUAAGGAAUUAGGGCCAGAGGGAGCACCUUCAGAUGGAGGGAGAGCAGACCUGGGUGAAAGUUCCAGAACGCAUCCCGCAUACCCUGGUCUGGUCUUACGGCUCCCUCGCUAGUGGAGUAGCAUUUCCCGCGCUGUGGUUCUAAGCCCUUUCUGUUGGUACGUGUGAGCGUCUGUAAACCCUUGCCAAUACACAGUGCUUUAAGGAUAGUGGUUUAUUUCAUCCCUUUAAACAAUUACUGUAUGUAUUUUCACACACAUUUCCACUUUUGGGCAAGGCGUUUGAAAGUGUACGUUAUAGCUUACAAACUUUUCCUACUGCAGUAAAUGUCAUCAGAAACUACCUAAGACAGGAUGCAUCUAAAAUUUAAACAGUGUACAAAGGUUAAAUUUCAGGAUCUCUUCUAAUCUAAUUUUAAUCAUCCUGUACAAUGUAAGGAAAAUGUGUAUGGUACCCUUUUUCUUUCAGGGCUUUAUUUUCAGGUUUCUACAGCUUCCCUCUUAUUAUUUUUUAGUGGGUGAGAAAGUCUGGGGGCGUGGAGAGAGAGAUGGGCAUUUUUGACAGGACUCACCACAGCAAGAUCCACCCUGCCCUGGCCUACCAGCAGUUAGGGUUGCAGGCACCAAGCCACUGUGCCCAGAUGUUCAGGUCGGGCCAGGAACCCAGCUCAGCCUCGCAUGGCCUCAUCGUCGCAUGGUGGCAUCCCUCGCUUCCGUCACACGCCAGACCGUCCCCUUCGGUCUUUCUCUCCCACACCGUGCUGGAGAAAGCGUGUCCCUACACCCAGUUCUUCCUCCCGCCGUUGUGUGUGAGCGGACGCACAGACAGUGAGCUCGCUUCCGUAGUCCCCAGUAUGCUGUAGCGUUGGUACUCUGUGUGGACUGCAUUUGGGAAACAUCGAACUACUCCAUUUCCCUUCCUGUGGUUCCUGCGGGGACCCCAUCCGUCCCUUGCCUGCCCUGUUCCUUGUGAGAAGCACAGAUUAGUCUGUAACCCAUGGCUGGCUCCUCACUCCUCAUUCUUACUCGGCUAGGUUUUUAUGUAGCUGUUUAUGGCGGUGCGUGGAGGCGAAGUCUCCGUAAGCGUGGCAUUACGCACGUGUGGUCAUUACAGGGAUACGAGCGGGUUUAUGCUGCCCUGCCGCCUUUCCCCGUAAUGUGUCUGCUCUAAGAAACCGCGAGUGGGCGAGGAGGAUGUGUUUUACUCUUCCUUGCUUGGGGUGUGCCGAGCUGAAAUAAUGAAGAAAUUUAGACGUGCCGCCUUGCACAGUCGUCCCCAGCUCUUGUAACCGAAGCGGCUGCUUACCUGGGAAUAGUCACAAUGUCAGUGUUCAGUUUUAAAAGCUUGAAAAAGUGACUUAGACUGCCUACUUUUGGCCUCAAGUUGGUUGGUUGUUUUAAUCAGCGUUGUGAUGACUGGAUCAGUGUUUCUAAUGGAUAGUGGAGAUUCUUAAAGUUAGAUUUAAACAGAAUCCACAAAAGCACAAUUUCGACUUGACGAUUUCUGGUUCACGUCCCUAACACACCUUGGUGCGCCACGUGCUGCCAGUGGGAACCUGCUGCUUCCAGUGGGCCCGCGGGAGAGCUGAACCACGACCUCGUUCCACUCGUCAGUCAGAGCAUGGGUGUCCUGCUAGUCUAGUGACAGGAGUCGUCGUGUUUCCGAGAAGUGCCUCUCAGUUCUGGGGAGCUGUUUAUAUAGACAUUGCAUCUCAACCAGUUAAAGCAAUCCAAAGUGGAAGAUAACCCAAAGGAAUGUAAGAAAAGUGUUUCCGGCUAUGAUUCAAUGAGAAAAAAUCUCAAGAAAGUCCAGAAACCAGCCACACCAUGUAUCAGUAUUUACCAGGGCUAUUUAGGGUUAGGCCAUUUCUCAAAUCUUUCAGUGACCAAACGGGCUGAAAGUUGGUCACUACCUGAAUGCGGUAGAACUGGUGGCCUGCGAGGGAAAGCUGGGGGAGGGGGUCACAGUCUUAGGAAAGCUCAUAGGUCUAAGGAAGAUGGUUUAUAGUGGCUCUUGGGCCUAUGAAGUUACUUAAGAAAAAUAAAAGAAUUUCUACCUUACAUGAGAUAUACAUAUCGUCUAUAUCCUCUCUCCUUUAUGCUUGUUUACUUGAGCAGUUAAAUAAAACAAAAAACUUGGUGGUACUGUA
Tupaia belangeri chinensis (Chinese tree shrew) is the source of this 4643-nucleotide messenger RNA. It is a transcript of the gene FAM217B, whose product is annotated as family with sequence similarity 217 member B. The transcript has 4 exons. NCBI's taxonomy places the organism in Eukaryota, Metazoa, Chordata, Mammalia, Scandentia, Tupaiidae. The coding region runs from base 427 to 1563 and encodes 378 amino acids. The record is from RefSeq and is a predicted model, not a curated record.